AUGGGGUGUGUGAAGUUGUUCAGAACUGUGAUGUUGAUACGACAAACUCAAAAUGGGUGCAGACCCUUUUCAGAUGAUAAAAAUGUGUUGAGGUUCUUGGAUGAGCACAGGGGGCAUGAUGAAAUUACAUUCUACAUUGAGAAAUUGACAAACGUUCCUGAAACUCUAGAUGCCCUGGUAAUUAACAAAGAUGUGGUAUAUGAUGAGGUUGAGAUAGCCACUCCACCUGAGGUUACUCAACCUAAGGUUACUGAACCUGAGGUUGUCACUGGAUCUGAACAUAUUGUUGAGGAAAGUGUUGUUGCUGAAAAUAUCAGAGGCCCAAGAAGUGUUGCUGCUGAAACUGUUGUUGGUGAAAGUGUUGUUGCUGAACCUGUUGGAGCUGAAAGUGUUGUUGCUGAACCUGAGGUAGUGAGAGGGGAUGAAAGUGUUGUUGCUGAACCUGAGGUAGUGAGAAGGGCUGAAAACCUAGAAAGUCCAGCUGAGAGUGAUGAAGAGAUUGAGAAUGUAAAGAGGAAGUUUCCAAAGUUCAAGGUGGGAGAUGAAGACGUUGUGAUCAAAUUUGAGGUGGACCAGGUAUUCACUAAUGCUAAUCUGUUUAGAAAUGUUGUGAGAGACUAUGCUCUGCAGAAUAAGAAGGAUCUUGUGUUUAAUAAGAACGAUAGGAAGAGGAUUGUGAUAAAAUGCAAGGAUGAGUGUCCAUUUUACUUGAGGGCUUCCAAGCAUACCCCUCACAUGAAAAUAAAAGCUUUGGCUGAGGAAGCUAGAAAUAGGUCGAGUGUGAGGUUGAGCAGAUAUCAAGUAUCUAGAGCUAUAGUGAAGGCUCUAGCAAUGAUUGAAGGGGAAACCUUGGAGCAAUACAAGCAUCUCAGAAGUUACAGUAAAGAACUUCGACUCAGCACCACAAUCGCAAAUCCUUAUUCCUCGAACAGACCCAUGGAUCAUGGAGCUUCCACUUGA
Lotus japonicus is the source of this 960-nucleotide messenger RNA. RefSeq lists its product as uncharacterized. The record is from RefSeq and is a predicted model, not a curated record. NCBI's taxonomy places the organism in Eukaryota, Viridiplantae, Streptophyta, Magnoliopsida, Fabales, Fabaceae. The transcript is spliced from 3 exons. Bases 1 to 960 code for a protein of 319 amino acids.